AUGCCGGAACAGAGGCAGCAGCGACAGGCGCAGGAGCCGGAGUCCAGCAGCUCCGGCCUCAAAGUCGCGAUUCAAGGCCUCGCCAUUUUCCUCCUGGUGCAAUUCGUGAUGAACCAAUUCAUGGGCAAUAAAAACCAGAACACUGCGACUACUGGCCAGACUAGCCAGGUGCCCGCCUAUGUCGACCGUCCUUCCCGUGGCGAGGUUGAGAACUACAAUGCUAUUCCCAAUCUCAUUGCUCCGAUCUGGCCAACCAAUAGUUCUUUGGAUAUCAGCAUCUACGUUUCUCCCUCAGUUUCCAUGCCUCCAUUGAAGACUGCUCCUAAAGAGUCUCUGGUUUUGGAGGAGAAGAAAUUCAACAUGGGUAACUGGAGUGACAGCCGUGAAAUCGACACAACCUUCAAAGUCCCAAAACAAGUCCAGCAGAACGGGACCUUGUGGGCUCAUUUCUACGUUGCUUUGAGUGGCCACCAGCUCGAUCCAGCUGCGCGCGAUUUUAGCCCUGAGACCGCCAUUCACUUCAUCCGUCCAUUGAACCAAUACUUGCCGAAGAAGAAGGUUGCAAAGCGUAAGAAUCUCUUGGCAGGUGCCGAAGAAGUAGAGGAAAUCGAGGAUGAUACGCCAAAAUAUUCAACUGCUUCUUAUUAUCACCCAAAUUUCACGAUUUCGAUAAUUCCUGAUUCAGGUGUGUCGAGCUACCAGCAGAUGCACCCCUCGGUGCGGCAAUUUGUACAGCUCGAAAGUACCGGUGCUCGAGACAAGUCCGGCCAGAACACCUGGUAUUACCCUAUCCUAUUCGUGAACACUUUCUGGCAACUUAAGACACAUAUGACCGAGCUCAACUCCACCGUCGAAACCUUGCCUCUCCGAAUUACAUUGAACAACCUGAACAAUUGGAAAUUCAGUUUAAUGGCUAGUCUGGACGAAGGCGCAAAACAAAAUGCCCGCAAUGCGGCUAAUGGAGUCUCGGUCCCGGGUGGAGGAGAUGGGAGUGAAUUUGAGAUGAUCAAGGAAGUACUCCUAGACACGAAUAUCUACCUCCUAGGUACCACUGUCGUUGUCAGCAUCUUCCAUAUGAUUUUCGAGACCCUUGCUUUCAAGAAUGAUAUUGCCCACUGGCGCAAGAAGAAAGAUAACGUCGGAACUUCAGUUCGGACUAUCCUUGCGAACAUUUUCAUGCAGACAAUCAUCUUCCUCUACUUGCUAGACAAUAACGAGAACACGUCUUGGAUGAUUCUCGCUAGUCAAGGGUUUGGCAUCGUUUUGGAAGCUUGGAAGAUUACGAAGACUGUGGAUGUGCGCCUUCGACAACCUCCGCAAAACUCAACUUGGUCAUUCCUUCCUUAUGUGAUCGUUUUCGAAGACAAACACAAGCUCAGUGAGACCGAACAGAAGACCAAGGAGUAUGAUGAGAUUGCCUUCAAGUACCUUUACAUCAUUGCUGUUCCCUUGUUGGCAGCAUAUGCCGCUUACAGCUUAAUAUACGAAAGCCACAAGUCUUGGUACUCUUUCAUUAUUGAAACCCUGGUCGGCAGUGUCUAUGCUUAUGGCUUUUUGAUGAUGGUGCCCGGUCUUUAUAUCAACUACCGCCUCAAGUCUGUCGCUCAUAUGCCGGGCAAAGCUUUGACCUACAAAUUCUUGAACACAUUUAUCGAUGAUCUGUUCGCGUUUACCGUCAAGAUGCCCUGGUUGCAUCGUCUUGCGACUCUAAGAGACGAUGUCAUUUUCUUCGUAUGGCUUUAUCAGAGCUGGAAAUAUAAGGUUGACUACAAACGUGUCAACGAAUUCGGCCAGGGUGGGGACUCUGAUGACGAGGUCGAGGGAGAGGCAGUUUCUGAAACUGUCAAGGCAAACAAGGCCACUGGCAGCGCUUCCAAGGCUACGGCUGGCACAUCGACACGCAAAAGGAAGUAG
Messenger RNA from Talaromyces proteolyticus, 1914 nucleotides. Its product is annotated as CLPTM1 domain protein. Lineage: Eukaryota; Fungi; Ascomycota; Eurotiomycetes; Eurotiales; Trichocomaceae. Gene Ontology annotation, cellular component: endomembrane system; membrane. The record is from RefSeq and is a predicted model, not a curated record. The transcript has 4 exons. The coding region runs from base 1 to 1914 and encodes 637 amino acids.